Molecule: messenger RNA, 693 nt
Organism: Serendipita indica DSM 11827
Lineage: Eukaryota; Fungi; Basidiomycota; Agaricomycetes; Sebacinales; Serendipitaceae
Source: the annotation of a GenBank genome assembly
AUGAAUUUUGGAUACGCAUACGAUGGAAGAGGAUCUACUUAUAGACCAAACAACCAUGGACCACCAAACAGAGGCUCUGGUUACUCGUUCUCUGCUCGUCAACGUAGACACGGCCGACAGCACCAUAACCACCAUCAUAGCCAUCCAGUCGUACCACAGCAGGAAGUUCAGCAGGAGCCCGUGCGACCCCCAAAUGCAACUCCGGAAAAGCUGAUCGAGCUCCUCAAAUCAUCUGGCGAAUACGAUAGAUUGCGCAAGCAAAUCUUUACACGGUUUCAAAACUCGGACAUGCGUAAAGUAUUGCUCAGCCGAGUGGAUGGCGUCGUCACCGAAUGUCUAGAGAACGACCAACACGUCCUCUCCAAACCACCAGAACUACUUCAUGCAGAGCUCAUGCAUGAGCUGGACACAUACCCUUUUGUCGAGAGACAGGUCUUAUGUGUGCCCAUCUGGCGAGAAGACGAUUGGAUUGCGCACAUUGAACACGCAAUCACCAAUCUUAUACACGAUAGGCCCGUCGAUGCUCCUCCUGUCCCGCCACCACAAGCAGUCAAAGUAGAGGCUCAAGUAGAGCGCCCCAAGGCUCCAGUUCCGUGGAGGAUCAAGGAAACGGCCACAUCCUUUUUCGCCCCAGACAAGGUAGACGAUGGUGACGGUUUAGGAGAAGACGAUAUGGCCAUCGACGACGACUAA